AUGAGUCUUCAGACUCAGGGUACCCACGCCACUUCACCAGAUAUUGUUAGUGACCAUGACAACGACGUCGUUGGAGUAACCGCUUCACAUGGAGCUGUAAGUUCCAUUGCUUGUCAAGCAACGCCGGUGGCGGUAGGAGUAUCGGAUGAAAGCCAAGAUGAGUUGGUGAAGAAAGUGGAAGAUCUCCGUGAGAUUUUGGGUCAGACUCAGAACACCCUUGGCGAAGCCCGAUCUCGUCUGGCGACUUUGGAAGGCGAUCGCGCCCGUCUUCAGAAGAUGGAGUCACGUCAGACUCGUGUCGAGGCUCAACUUGACCUCUUAAUUUGGAUGCAACAUCCUGAGGCAACGCAAAUGUACGCGGCGCAAGCGCCUUCUAGUCAACAUGGGACGGGUGCCGGCAUGGAUUGA
Peronospora matthiolae is the source of this 408-nucleotide messenger RNA. NCBI's taxonomy places the organism in Eukaryota, Oomycota, Peronosporomycetes, Peronosporales, Peronosporaceae. The record is from the annotation of a GenBank genome assembly.